AACAAAGGAUCAUCGGUGACCUGUUUGAAGCGCGGUGUGAAGUUGUCUAGAUAUUCCUCGUCAGCAAUCGUAUAUCGCAAAACAGCGUAAAUCCGUCUUCCGGUAUCAGAUUAGCGCCGUUGCCCGAUCGCGUUGUCGGUGGUUGUGUUCAAGUCGUGCUGUGUUAUUCAACGAAAAUCUACGUCAUGUGUUGUUGUUGAAUCGCCCGACUUUUGUGCGGAGUGAACUUGGCGCGUUCAGCUGAGAAUUUGUUCUGUGAAGAAGAUAGUGUGACACGCACGUGUGCCUAGCAUUUUUACCGAAUAUCCGUCAUCGCCGUCACUUGUCGUGUAUAUAAGCAGCUCGGCAUUGUUGUCAGCGAGCGAGGAGGUUGGGGGACAACGGAGCAGAGAAAUGUAUCAGCAAGGAUAGCGGCUCAAACCCUGAACAAUGACGAGCCGAAAGGAUAAAACAGCGAGCGGAUUUCUGGACACGUUGUUCGGCCGCCCAAAAAAAACGGGUCGAGGGGGCGGGGUGGGGGGUGGUAUGAGCCAUAACACCAUCCCCCGUCCCAACUCCGGCGAUGAUUUCAGUGAAAUUGAACAGCAGGCAUCCAUCAUAGAGCGGAUGGACGAAGAAACUAUGAAUGACAAGUUUGAAGAGAUGUUGAACGACAUGAAUCUUACGGAGGAGAAAAAAACACCCUUGAGACAGCAGCCGGAUAUGAAUAAGAGGAAGAUGUUGGUGAUGCACUGUAAAGGCAGCAUACAGGAGAGCAGAUCAAAGUUCGACAAACCUGCGGACUACAUACAGUACCUGGCCCAGCCCGAGUUGAGCGUAAAUAAAAUCUACAAUUGUAUAGAAUCACUCAGGAUCGCUUUAACCAAUAACCCACUUAGCUGGGUUCAGGAAUUUGGAACCAAGGGACUUAGACAGGUCCUUGCAACCCUCAACGAGUGUUAUAGAAAUGCUUUCAUAUGUUAUGAUAGUGAUAAUCGAUACGAAAGAAUACAGUACGAAUGUAUUCGCUGCUUGAAAGCGAUAAUGAACAACACCGUUGGAAUCAAGGAGAUGCUUGCGCAUCACGAAGCUUUAACAAUAGUUGCUAGGUCUUUGGAACCAACAAAACCGGCUGUCAUGUACGAGGCUGUCAAACUCCUUGGCGCAGUCUGCUUAAUUUCCAGUGACAGUCACAAAAAAGUUUUGGACGCAAUCACAAUGAACGGGGAAUUCAAAGGAAAGGAACGGUUUCUACCAAUUGUUCAAGGAUUGGUCAACAAAAAGAAUGAAAAUUUAAGGGUCGUCUGUCUACAAUUAAUAAACUCAAUAAUCUCAUCAGCGGAAGACUUAGACUUCCGGUUACACCUGCGAAACGAAAUAAUGCGAGUUGGGCUGGCAGACUUGCUGAUUCCACUCGAGAAAGACACGUCCGAGGAUCUGGCAAAUCAUUUAAAGAUCCUCAAGGAACACAAAGAGGAGGAUUAUGAAGAGUUUGUUCAAAGAUUUGACAACGUUAGGCUUGAGUUAGACGAUGUUAACGACUGCUUCGAAGUUGCCAAAAAUAUGGUAAUGGACACACCUGCUGAACCAUACUUCCUAUCCAUCCUUCAGCAUCUACUUUUUAUCAGGGACGAUGCAUUAGUUAGACCAGCGUACUACAAACUCAUCGAAGAAUGUGUGUCACAAAUAGUGUUGCACCGGUCUGGAUGCGAUCCGGACUUUAGUGCCACCAAACGUUUCCAAAUAGACGUGCAGCCGCUAAUAGAUACUUUGGUUGAAAAAUCGCGAGCAGAAGAAGAGCAUCGUUUGUUGGAAAUGGGUCAGAAGCUUGAGGAGGCUAUCGCCAGUAGACAGGAGGCGGAAGCAAAGCUUCAACAUGCAGAAACUAAGAUCAAGGAACUCGAACAGGGUGGAGCAAGACCCGGAGGUGGAGCUAAAGCCGGCGGUGGUCCACCUCCCCCUCCGAUGCCAGGAAUGGUCGGGCCGCCUCCGCCUCCAAUGCCCGGUAUGACUGGGCCUCCACCACCUCCGAUGCCUGGCAUGGGUGGACCACCUCCACCGCCAAUGCCAGGUGCAGGCGGUGGCCCACCACCUCCGCCCAUGCCUGGUAUGGGGGGCCCAGCACCACCACCUCUCCCAGGUAUGGGCCCUCCGCCUCCCCCCAUGUUGGGAGGAAUGGCACCAAAGCUACCCGCUGGAGCUGUUCAAGUCCUGCCACACGGAUUGAAGCCGAAGAAGAAAUGGGAAGUGGAAGGUCCUUUGAAGAGAGCGAAUUGGAAAGCGAUCUUACCUCAAAAAUUAUCAGAAAAAUCGUUCUGGGUUAAAGUACAGGAAGAAAAGCUUGCCAGUCCAGAUAUUUUGAGUGGCUUGGCGCAGAGAUUUGCUUCUAAACCGACUGGCAAGAAAGUUGACAAUGUCAUUGAUAAGUCUGCACCAACAAAGAAGGUCAAAGAUCUCAAAGUUCUUGACGGCAAAUCUGCGCAAAACAUUUCAAUUCUUCUUGGUGGUACAUUAAAGCACAUGUCGUACGAAGAAGUGAAAAUUUGUUUAUUGAGAUGCGAGGGUCCCGUUAUUUCCGACAAUGUAUUACAAGGAUUAAUUCAGUAUCUACCUCCACCCGAUCAGCUCACUAAACUACAACAAUUCAGAGACCAGUAUGAAGACUUGACUGAGGCCGAACAAUUCUGCGUUACUAUAUCAGAUAUCAAACGACUGUUACCAAGACUGAAAUCACUCAGCUUCAUGUUACACUAUGAAGAAUUAGUUCAGGACGUUAAACCCGAUAUAGUUGCGGGUACUGCUGCGUGUGAGGAGGUGAAAAUCAGCAAAAAGUUUGCUAAAAUACUUGAACUGAUUCUUUUACUUGGUAAUUACAUGAAUACUGGUUCCAAAAACGGUCAAGCAUUUGGGUUCGAAAUCAGCUUUCUUACUAAGUUAACGAGUACGAAGGAUGUGGAAAACAAGCAAACUUUGCUACAUUAUCUUGUUGACACCAUUGAAAGAAAGUUUCCAGAUUGCGCAAACUUUUCAGACGAAUUAGCCCAUGUAGAUAGAGCCAGUCGAGUUUCUUUGGAGAAUGUCCAGCGUACUCUUCGCCAGAUGGAUGCUAGUCUGCGUAAUCUGGAACAAGAUUUGUCCAAUGCUAGACUUCCGCAAAACGACAAUGACCGAUUUGGAGAAGUUAUGACACCAUUUGCAAAAGAAGCACGAAAAUCGUAUGAAGUGAUGCAGAACAUGUUUAAAAAUAUGGAUGGUCUUUACACCGAUAUUUCAGACUUCUUUGCCUUCGACAAGCAAAAAUACACUAUCGAGGAAUUCUUUGGUGAUAUUAAAACCUUCAAAGAUGCUUUCGAGCAAGCACGAAAAGAAAAUGCAAAAAUGCGUGAAAGCGAAGAGAAACAACGGCGGGCACGGGAAGGAAGAGAAAAGGCAGAAGCAGAACGUGCGGCACGUGCUGAAAGAAAACGGGCUUUAGUGGACAUGAACGCUCACGAAGCGCAAGAAGGCGUUAUGGACAGUCUGAUGGAAGCUCUGCAAACUGGAGCUGCGUUCAGUCGACCUGAUCAACGUCGCAAACGACAAACUCGUGCUGCUGGUGCGGAAAGAAGAGCACAACUAAAUAGGAGCCGAUCACGUACAGGAUUAUUAGGAAGAGAACUAUCAACGGAACUCUUGAGCUCAGCGUAGCAUUGUGAUGAUGGCGUUGCGUAUUCGCCAUGAUUUCGACAUUACGAUAUAUCUAAGGAGACUUUGUAAUCUAGUUAUAAAUGCUAACCACGCUGGUCGAGUGGUUAUAAAAGGAUAUCGAGAAUCGCAAAGGAAUCCACAGGGUCGACGAACCGUUGUGUAACCUUGUAAAUUUUUUUAUUAGCUAUUAACCCACAAAAGUCUUCCUUGUGUCAUUAUGCGCACAAUUGGAUGUAUUCAGUUAACAUGU
Messenger RNA from Diprion similis, 3916 nucleotides. It is a transcript of the gene dia, whose product is annotated as protein diaphanous. Lineage: Eukaryota; Metazoa; Arthropoda; Insecta; Hymenoptera; Diprionidae. The record is from RefSeq and is a predicted model, not a curated record. Bases 430 to 3666 code for a protein of 1078 amino acids. Gene Ontology annotation, cellular component: actin filament; cytoplasm. Gene Ontology annotation, molecular function: small GTPase binding; microtubule binding; actin binding. The transcript has 17 exons. Gene Ontology annotation, biological process: actin filament polymerization; actin cytoskeleton organization.